Molecule: messenger RNA, 3547 nt
Organism: Amyelois transitella
Lineage: Eukaryota; Metazoa; Arthropoda; Insecta; Lepidoptera; Pyralidae
Gene: IntS4
Product: integrator complex subunit 4
Exons: 16
Coding region: 133-2964 (943 amino acids)
Biological process (GO): snRNA processing
Cellular component (GO): integrator complex
Source: RefSeq, a predicted model, not a curated record
UUUUUCUUAAGUUUUUCUAUGUUGCGUUGGCUUGCUUUAUUUUUUAGUAAUGUGAAGCGAAUGUGAAAAGUAAUUUUUUAAAAUUUGUCAUAAACUUAUCAGUAAUAUUUUCCAAAAUACCGGCUUCUGACAAUGGCUGCGGUGUUAAAAAAACGGGCUCUAGCCGAAUAUAAUAAAUCUUUUCAGGAUGGUUCGCCUUCAAAGAAAUUGCACUUGGCGAAAAAACCUCUGAUUGGGAGUUCAGCGGCGGCAUUUGUGGGGCUUUUGGAAAAAUGUAAAUCUAGCGAAGAAGCUUUGCAGCUUCUACUACGUAUAUCCGACUGUCUGCAGUUUCAGGAAUCAGAUGUUGAGGAAGCCAUUAAGAAACUAUCAGAGCAUUUUCAGUCUGAAGAGGAAUCCGUUGUCAGAGUGAAAAUAUUGUGGUUGUUUUGUGAUAUUGGACUUGAAUGUCCGGGUGCCAACCUCAACAAUUUGAUUGAUGAGACAAUACAUUUGAUAAAGAAUGAAACUUCUCAUAAGGUAAUAGCACAAGGAAUAGCUACUUUACUGAAACUGGGCAACAAAUUGAGUGAUGACAAGAACCUCAUGAAUAGGCUGGUGAGCGUUGCUAAAGACAACUUAAAGGACACGAGCCACCAAGUGAAGUGUCGGUGUCUUCAGCUUAUCAGUGAGCUGUAUGUGAUACAUCCAGAGUUGGAUCGCACGGCUGAGAAUGUUACGGAGGCCGAUGCUAUUGUGAAACUGCUUGGUGAUUACUCAUAUGCUGAGGAUGCCCGAGUGCGCUGCGAAGCUUUCCAAGCACUGUUGACAUUGCACGAGCGUGGUCAGACUUUGAGUGCGGGGUUGUACGAGCAAGUGUGUACCGCGUUAUCUGACGACUACGAGAUCGUGCGGGAAGUCGCUCUAAAGCUGGUCUGGGUGUUGGGGAACAAGUAUUCUGAGAAUACAGUGACACUACAAGAUGGUGAAACUACGAUGCGUCUGGUCGACGACGCUUUCAUUCGUCUCUGCUCAGCGGUCAAUGACCUCUGUAUGCAAGUCCGCGCGCUCGCGUGCACCUUGCUGGGCACCACUCGAGGGGUCUCGGACAGGUUCCUGCUGCAAACGUUGGAUAAACAGCUCAUGAGCAAUAUGAAGAAGAAGCGUACAGCCCACGAGCGCGGCGCGGAGCUGGUCCGGUCGGGCGCGUGGGCCAGCGGGCGGCGCUGGGCCGACGACGCGCCCGGCGCCGCGCUGCAGCACGACACGGUGCAGCUGCUGCCGGGCGGCGCCGCCGGGGCCUUCGUGCACGGCCUGGAGGACGAGCUGCUGGAGGUGCGAACAGCGGCAGUAGACGCGGUUUGCCAACUGUCGCUAGAAAACACAGUGUUCGCGACCACUUCGCUCGAUUUCUUGGUCGACAUGUUCAACGACGAGAUCGAGGACGUGCGACUCCGAGCUAUCGACAGCCUCACGAAAAUCUCCCAUCACAUCGUGCUGAGAGAAGAUCAGCUCGAAACUAUACUAGGAGCUCUAGAAGAUUACUCAAUGGAUGUGAGAGAAGGACUCCACAGAAUGCUGGGCUCGUGUACUGUGGCAUCCAAGACCUGCCUCGAGAUGUGCAUCGAUAAAAUACUAGAAAAUCUCAAGAGAUAUCCACAGGACAAGCGGUCGACGUUUCGUUGUGUACAACGCCUGGGCAGCUCGCACGCCACACUGGUGCUGCCGCUGACCACGCGGCUGUUGGCCGUACAUCCGUUCUUCGACAUGCCCGAGCCGGACGUCGAAGAUCCUUCCUAUGUUUGCGUACUAAUCCUAGUACUGAACGCGGCUCAGCACUGCACCACAAUGCUCCCUCUAUUCGAAGAGCAUACUGUGAAACACUACACAUAUCUACGCGACACCAUGCCUCAUCUUGUGCCCCACUUGCCUAUAGGUGAAGCUCAAAAGUCGAGCGCUGAGAAAAUCGAAGCGGCCAUGGACGACAGCGCCGUCAGACGUUUCUUCGACUCAGUUCUCCAGCAUAUCGACAACGUGACUCUUUCUACCAGCGUGCGGCUCAAAAUGCUGGCCUCCGCUGAAGAACAACUCAAUAAACUAGCAGAAAUGGAACCAGCUGUAUCGGGCGCUGCCAACUUCACAGCAUUGUUCGCGCGCUGCGUGUUAUCGCUGCAAUCGGCGGUGGACGGGCACGCCACGCCGCCCGCGCAUGCGCUCUCCAACCUCACCACCGACUGUCUCAGGUUACAACACCAAUUCAGCGGCGUCACGGAGCAAGAGAACGCAUGCGUGUGCCAGCUAGCAUUACGCGUGUGCGCCGCGCGCCUGCUGGCCGCGCCGGCCGCCAGCGCGCCCGCCGCCGCCGCGCAGACCGCUCUCACGCACCACGCCGAGAUGCUGGACAGGCUGCUCGCUUCAGCUGGUGUGGAGCCAGAUCCAUUCACGAUCGCGGUGUUCCAACAGUUGUCUAUGAACGCGGACAACAAGCCGGCCGCGCUCGCUCGCGUCAUUAUGCCUUUGUUGCAGUCUGCGCCCCUGCCUUCCAUACCGAAACCUAACCUCAAGAUCCGCAUGUGCACCGCAACCAUAAUCGAACCGGCGAGCGACAACGACACAGUAGUGCGUUUCAGCGCCGGGCUGGUGGCGGGCGUGGCGCUGGAGGCGGAAGUGCUGCGCGUGCGCGCGCCGCACGCGCUGCGCGUGCGCGUGCGCUACCCCGACCAGCGCACGCACGCGCUCGUGCCGCCGCGCGACCAUCUGCGUCCGCUGGACCAUCAUGACACCAACGACGACGGCACCCAAAACGUGCGCCUACUUACCAAAGUCCUAAUCUCGCACUACGUUUGGACGGACCCUUGCGGUGUGGACAUCUCCAUAUGCUUGGCGGUGGACGACGCGCACGCACGCGACUCUGGCUCCCUCGUAGAGCUGAGUCGACCCGUACGCGUCACAGUGGCGCCCAAACCGAUCAAACGAGGCAUUUGAGAUCUACAUCUGCAAUAGUGGCCGGUGUUUAUAGAGUGUGUGGAAAGUGAUAUCCUAGAAUGAGUGAAGCGCGGAUUUGUAUUUUGUGUAGUAAAAUUGAAGAUUGAACACGCUUGUCAUAUUAGUGCUUUUAAUUUUUGCUUGUGGCGACAUCUGACUUUCCAACAAUAAUUACAAAGGUUAAUUUGUGAUGUCAAAUUUGCCAUGGAAUGGUAGAUUUUCCAACUCUGACACUAGUCUUGACUUGAGUAGUGUUCUGGAAGCAUUACAAAGGGCACCUGACAAGCAAUAGUGUGGUGGUGUAGUCAUAAACUGGUAGUUAGAUUGGUAAUAACAAGGGUAAGAAAGGCAUUACUCACUACAUUCUCAUGGACUGUUUAGCAAUUGUAAUACUUCAGUCACAUGUUAUAGGCCACUUGAGAAAGCAAGUCUUGGAUUGAAAUAUGAACGUCAAAAAAGGUUUCUAAUUAAUCAUGAAAGUAUGUUAGAAAUCAGGAAUAAUUUGCAAAUUGAAUGAUAUGACUAGUUAUUUGUAUAUAUUUUUUAUGAGGAUUUGCAUGUUAAAAUACUAUGUACUUUAGAA